GGAGUGGCGAUAGGUUAUGUAAGUUGUAGCAAGGUCUUUAUAUUUUUGAGCUUUUUCAAUCAAUGUUAAAGGUUUUUCGGAGUUGUUCAAGAGGAUAGGUGCAAAAUGUUGUUUGUAUAAGUUCUCUAAGAAUCUUGGCGUCCGGGCCGCCGUCGCCAUGGCUGCCGAGUUUGAGUUUGUGCCACCGCCCGAGGCGCCCGUGUUUCGGCCUACCGCUGACGAGUUCGCCGACCCGCUGACCUACAUCAACAAGAUCCGGCCGAUCGCCGAGCAGACGGGCAUCGCGCGCAUCAUCCCGCCCCCGGAUUGGCAGCCGCCAUUCGCGGUGGAUGUGGACAACCUGAAAUUCACACCCCGGAUCCAGCGACUCAAUGAGCUGGAGGCACAUACACGCGUGAAGCUCAACUUCCUGGACCAGAUCGCCAAGUUCUGGGAGCUGCAGGGCUCUUCGCUGCGCAUCCCGCUGGUCGAGGGCAAGGCGCUCGAUCUGCACGCACUGCACUGCGAGGUGCAGAAGGAAGGUGAGCACCUACUUCACCCUGUGCGCGCGUGUGUGCGUCUGCGUGUGCGUGUGCGAGGGUGGCAUUUAUUUUCACAUUCGCACAUUUCCUGCAAAAAUUGGGUUCUAGGACACCUUAGGUCAUAUCAGAUCAUCAAUCUAGAGACUCCAAAUCGAACCGUAAGCAUAAAAAAGCAUGGCAAAGAAAAACUAUCGCGAGGUUUCCAAAAUAUGAAAAUCUCAAGAUCAUGA
Molecule: messenger RNA, 751 nt
Organism: Amphibalanus amphitrite
Lineage: Eukaryota; Metazoa; Arthropoda; Thecostraca; Balanomorpha; Balanidae
Product: lysine-specific demethylase 5B-like
Exons: 4
Coding region: 158-751 (197 amino acids)
Molecular function (GO): DNA binding
Source: RefSeq, a predicted model, not a curated record